CAAAGGAAUUUGGGGAUCGCCAAAAAGGUCCUCGAGUGGUACCCUAACAUUCUUCAACCUGUCGAUAUACCGGUGCACCGCCUCAUUGAAACCGAGGCUCAACAACAACCAGAUGCGCAGGCUCUAUGUUCAGGGACUGAUAUUCUGACUUACGGCCAGCUCGACGGUCUCUCAUCCCGUCUAGCAUGCCACCUCGCUACGAGAGGGGUAGGCCCCGAAGUCAUCGUCCCACUGUGCUUCGAGAAAUCAGUAUGGACCAUUGUCAGCCUGCUGGCCGUGCUGAGGGCAGGCGGUGCCUUUCUGAUGAUGGAUGCUUCACAGCCCAUUGCCCGUCUUCAAUCGAUUGUUCAGCAAACAGGGGCGGAGUUUGGGCUGUCCUCGACAAACUGCUACGAGACUUGCAAGGCUCUAGUGGGGGAGGUAUUUGUCGUGGAUGAUACGGCUCUGGGAGCAUUGGAGAAGGGAUCUAUCACGACCCCACCAAGUCUCAGUAAUGCGGCAUAUCUGAAUUUCACUUCCGGUAGCACUGGGACACCGAAAGGGGUGGUGAUUGAACAUACUCAACUCGCAACCUGCUCGACUUAUGUUGGGGAAAUACUGGGCUAUGGACCUGGCGCUCGGGUCUUCCAGUUUGCAUCAUAUGCCUUCGAUGCAUGUAUCACUGAUAUCUUCGCAACACUCGUCCACGGCGGCACGAUAUGCAUCCCCUCUGAAUGGGAACGCAACAACGCUAUUGUUGACGCAAUGCGCAAGAUGAAAGUGACACAUGCCAAGUUCACCCCGUCGCUGGCUAGCAACCUGGCUAUCGAGAACGUCCCAAGCCUAACCACCUUGGCUUUUGGUGGUGAGAGUCCUCCAGCAUCUCUAGUUCAGAAGUGGGCGGCGAAGGUCAGAUUGGUUCUAGUUUAUGGACCUACGGAAUGUUGUGUUAUUUGUUUUACCUCAGAUGCAAGCCAACACAAGCCAGCCCCCGGGGAGAUCGGUCGACCAGUUGCUUCACGGGGCUGGAUCGUGAAGCAAGACAAUUACAAUGAAUUGGCAGAAAUAGGGGAGACUGGCGAACUGCUCAUCGAGGGUCCACUUGUCGGCCGCGGAUACUUGAAUGAUCAAGCAAAGACAGACACGCAAUUCAUUCAGGAUAUUGGAUGGAAGCCGGUGUUUUCCAAACCUGGAAAGCCGAAUCGCCUCUACCGCACUGGAGACUUGGUCAAGUAUCUCGAAGACGGGACAGUUUGCUAUGUGGGCAGGGUGGACAACCAAGUCAAGAUCCGCGGACAGAGAUUGGAACUCGAAGAAGUCGAACAUAAGUUGCAAGGCUGCGUGGUUGGAAUGAAAGACGUGGAACUCCACCACCUUAUCGUUGAUGCAGUCGUUUUUGCAGGGUUAACAAGCAAGCUUCUCGUGGCCUUUCUACAUCUCAACACCCCUAAGGCCAUUGGAUUCUUGGAUUGGGACCGCGAUGGACCUGUAAUACUCACAUCAACAGAGGAGAAAGAAUACUUUUCAUCCAUGGUUUCCGAGAUUGAAGCCAUGAUGAAGUUGCUGCUUCCAGCAUACGCCAUUCCUACAGUCUGGAUACCACUCCGAACCGUUCCCUUUACCAUCUCACGGAAGGUAGACCGCAAACAUCUGCACCGCGUCAUUUCAAAUCUUUCCAUCAAGCAACUCAUGGCCUUCACCAACCCGUUUACCCCAAACUUGACCGACAAUCCCACCGAGAUGAAUGAAAAAGAAGUCAAACUUCAGAAGCUAUGGGCCGAUGUCUUCGGAGUUGACGCUUCGACCAUCGAGCCAGGCGACCACUUCUUUACUUUAGGAGGCGACUCAAUCCUCGCUAUCAAACUGAUUGCUGCAGCAAGGGCUGAGGGUCUGGAUCUGAGCCUUGAAAUUGUUUUCAAGAAUCCUGUAUUGCGAGGCAUGGCAAGCGUCACCGAAGAAAUCACUAUCAGCGACGAAGAUGUCACUGAUCCGCCGCUAUUUUCUCUGCUUGGAACCCGAGACGUCCGUCAAGUGAUCCAAGAAGCAAGCAAACAGUGCAAUGUUGCAGAGAGUUGCAUCGAGGAUAUUUACCCCUGUUCGCCCAUGCAGGAGGGGCUGCUUGCCCUAUCGCUGAAAGAUUCAGGGACGUACAUUUUGCAGUUCGUAUACCAAAUGUCGGAGUCUGUCGAUCUCGAGAGGCUUAGAGCAGCAUGGGAGACUGUCUCGAAAAGAACACAAGUGCUAAGAACUAGGUUCUUCGACUUCAAAUCAGACUUGCUGCAGGUGGUGGUUGAUGAACCCCUGAAGUGGCGAGUCGUCGAGGAUGACCUGGCAACAUUUCUAGCAGCAGAGAAGGACAGCAAGAUGAACUUUGGCGAGCCAAUGUCGCGGCACAUUGUGCUGCGCCAGCAAGACCGCAACCAGCUCUUUCUUGUAUGGAAUGUCCAGCAUGCCUUAGUUGACGGGUGGUCCGAGUCAGAUAUCGUCACGAUGGUGGAGGAAGAAUACAAUGGAACCACCCCCUCAGGCUUGAAAAUCCCUAAAUUCAAUCGCUUCAUCAAACAUAUCGCUCAACAGGACACCAAAUCUGCCCGCACCUUCUGGACCCAGCAACUUUCCGACGCCUCAGCCCCUGUCUUCCCUCCCCUCCCCUCCCCAACCUACGUCCCCAAAGUCCAACGCUCAAGCCGCAUCCUCCACCAUUUUGAUUCCCACGUCGACGCUGAACUGGAACACAGAGUUCAACUAUUUCGUCGCGGCUCCGCCACCCCCGCAACCAUGAUCCAAGCCGCCUGGUUCUUGCUCAUCGGGAUCUACUCCCACACGUCCGACGUCAUCACGGGGGUGACCCUCAACGGCCGCGCUGCACCCCUACCCGGGAUCGACCGCAUUCCCGGCCCAACGGUGACUACAGUCCCUUUUCGGACGAAAUUUGCCCCAGAAAUGAAGGUGGCGGAACUGUUAGAGAUGAUACAAGCCGAAUAUCUCCAAACUCUCCCAUAUGCCCAAUUCGGCCUCCAGCACAUUCGCCAACUAAGCGAGGACGCGGUAGCAGCGUGCAAGUUCCGGAGCUUGCUAGUUGUGCAAUCAGCUAAUCGCCCACUCAACUCAAGAACAGUACUCAAGGGAAGGAGUUACUCGUUCCCCGUGAUGGACUUUGCGCUGGUUAUGGAGUGCGAGUUGGUGGACGGAAGUGUGGAGUUUCGGGCCACGUUUGAUCGGCUGAUUCUUACGGAGGCGAGGGUUAGGCGCAUGCUUGCGCAGAUGGAGAGUAUUCUGCAUAAGAUCUCGCGGAGUGGGGAUGCGAUGACGGUGGCAGAGUUGCAGCAGAUUUCGAAGGGGGAUUGGGAGCAGGUUAUCGAGUGGAAUGGUGCGGCGAGGCCAUUGAGGCCAAUAGAGUCGUGUGUUCACGAACUGAUUAAGCACCAUACUCAUGCUGCUAGUCAAACCCCAGCAGUAUAUGCAUGGGACGGCGAAUUGACUUACAGUGAGCUCGAGCAACAUGCUUCGGGAUUGGCCUCUUGUAUUCAGGACCACUACAAGGUGCAAACUGGGGCUUUGGUCUUAAUCUGCUUCGAGAAGAGCAUAUGGGCCAUCGUGUCAAUUCUUGCCGUACUCAAAUCCGGAGCUGCAUUUGUUCCGGUGGACCCAAAGCAGCCCGAUCAGCAGAUUAAGACGACGAUUAAUGGUUUGGGAGAGCAUUCAGCCAAUCUGGUUCUGGCGUCUCCGUCACAGCUUGGUCGAUUAAUGACCAUGGGGCUCAGGGGUGUUUCAGUUGAUGCUGUAUCGAUUGCCGCUCUGCCUGGCGCAAAGGCAACUGAUAAAACCGUCGCACCCUCUUCUGUAGCCUAUGUCGCGUUCAAGCCUUCGGAUUCAGGGAUUCCAAGGGGAAUCGUAUUCGAUCACCAAGCAAUAUGUUCUGGUAUUACAGCUAUGGCUCCUCUUUCGCGAGUCUUCCAGUUUUCAUCAUACACAAAUCCUGCCACCAUCUGGGAUAUCCUUUCCACGUUGGCCUCUGGAGGCUGUGUUUGUAUACCACAAGAGAAGACGGGGUUGGGCAACCUCAAAAAGACCAUCAACAACUUCAAACCUGAUCAACUGACCCUAUCCCCGACAGUGGCCAGGUUCCUCCGUCCAGAAGACGUUCCGAGCGUGAAGACACUUGUCUUGACUGGGGAGCCCGUUUCGGAACAACUGUUCGAGCGAUGGACAGACCAUGUGACGUUGGCAAACAUGUACAGCAUCGCUGGGUGCGCGGGAUACUGUCUCGGUCAAGUGGGAACACACCAAAAUAGUCCCAGCAACAGUGGUCGGGGCAUCAACGCUUCAACCUGGAUCGUCGACCCCACCGACCCGAAUAAUCUUACCCCUAUCGGCGGUGUUGGUGAACUCUUGAUUGAGAGUGCCAGCCUAGCACGCGGUUAUUUUGAGGAAGAAGAAGGAACGCAGCCAGCAUUCCUUGAUGAUCUGACAUGGCUCAGGCAAGGAUCAUCGGCAUCAAGACGACGAUUCUUCAAGACGGGCGACUUGGUUUCAUAUAAUGCUGACGGCACUCUUUCUCUUAUAGGCCGUAAUGAUGGUGAAAAUCUAUUCAAUGGGCAGCAUAUUGACUUGGCGGAGGUGGAACAGCGACUACGUGAGAGCAUUCCUUCGACGGCUGGAAUAUUUGUGGCCACGGUUUGUCCCAGUCAAGGGAGCCCAGUGAUUGCGACCUUCAUCGCUGUAGGCUCUGAACAGCUUGCGUGGUAUCCUACAGCAGUAAAUUUGGAAACUUCAAUGGACAACUUGAAAGAGUUCCGUAGCUUGACGGUGGGGAUAGAGGCCAUGUUGCACUCCAUACUCCCAAGUCAUAUGGUUCCGUCGCUCUAUAUCCCAAUCCAAGCGAUUCCCCUCUCAAACUCCGGUAAGAUCGACAGAAAAGCGCUUCAGCAUCUCGUGUCUGAUUUGACUCAACCUGAACUUGCGGAGUUCCGAGGAGACACGACGACCGUGAAAACCUUUCUACCUCCGUCAACCCCGACAGAAAAGCGCAUCGCCAAACUAUGGCAAACACUCCUUGAAGUCGAUCGGGUCGGAAUCGACGACAACUUUUUCAAGCUCGGUGGCGGAAGCGUCAGCGCAAUGCGUCUCGUGUCCAUGGCUCGCCGAGACGGCAUGACGCUAACGGUCAGCGGCAUAUUCAAGACGCCAACACUCAAGGAAUUGACCUUGACGGUUUGUGAGACUGCGGAUUCGGUUGAUGUCGCAUCUUUCUCCCUCUUGCGCCGGUUGGAUCUUUCCGAGGUAAAACUCCAGGCAGCGGAGCAGUGUCGAGUGGAUAUUGCAGCAGUACAGGACAUAUACCCCCUUUCGGCCAUGCAGAUGCAUUACAUAACCGGCUACCCAGAAGCCAAACGGAACAUCGCGGGGCCAUGGGACUGGCAGUCCCAAGUUGUGUACGCACUUCCGCCGUCUAUCGAUAAAGAGAAGUUCCAGGAUGUCUGGAACGCCGCCGUCCGUCAGCAUCCAACACUUCGCACCCGCGUGGUCAACACUCCCUCGGGGAUAUUCCAAGUCGUUCUCGAGUCUUCCGAUCCACCCACUUGGAUAAAAGCAGACGAUCUUGACCAGUAUCUCAAGCAAGACAGGUCAGAAUCUAUGAGUUUCGGCUCCAACCUCCUCCGCCUCGCCCUUGUAUCCUCCCCCAAAGACCCCGAUGAGCGGUAUUUCGUAAUGUCCAUGCAGCACAUAAUCUACGAUGCUUUCGCACGAAGCAUGCUCUUCCAAGAAGUCGAACGCACAUACCUUUACGGUACUUCACCUUCGACCCCAGCGCGAGCAAUGCCCCAGAUGAACCACUUCAUCAAGUACCUUCUCUCCGCCAACAAGUCCACCGCCCUGGACUUCUACACCUCCUACCUGAGCGGAGCAAAAACGAAACCUUUCAUCGACGUACCAGAGGACUGUUACGCGAUGAAAACCAAAGAAAAGAGCCUUAUCUUGGACCUCCCAAAGAUCGAUGGGCCAGAAGCUACACUGCCAACCAUCAUCGAAGUAGCCGGCUCCCUCGCCAUCGCGCACCGUGUCCAAAGCCGCGACAUAAUCCUGUACUCCGACCGCUCCGGCCGCAACCUGCCCGUAGAUGGAAUUCAAGACCUUAUCGGCCCCACGACUCUCUUUCUCCCCGUGCGAGUCCGUAUCAGCCCACAGCAGCAAGUUUGGGAUCUGCUCCGCGAGGUGCAGGGGAUGCAGACAGCAAUGCUGCCACACGAGCACCUGGGAUGGUUAGAAUUGCGGGAGAUGGACGAAUUCAAGCAUCUGAGACGAAAUGCUGUGAAUAUGAAUAUCAACCCGAAUCGACUUGCUUCGCUGGGUGAAGGGUGGGGGUUGGAGUACAAGGGGUCGUGGAUGAGUUGUGAUGAUGCGUUUGGGAUGAAUGUGGAUUUGUACGGGGAGAAGAUGGAGUGGGUUGUGUACUAUGAUGAGAGGUUUAUAUCUGACGAGGCUGUGGAGGCGCUGUUGAGGGAUCUGAGGAAGGUUUUCUUGCAGCUGGUUGGUUCGCGCAAUGGGGAACUUACGGUUGGGGAUGUCCUUGAUGGCUUGGAAGGCGAUAGGGAAGCAGGAAGCUGAUGAGAAAUACAUGAGGCAGAUGGAACUUUUUCUCUUGUUAAGUAUACAGUGAGCAACAAUUUAAGCAU
Messenger RNA from Pseudomassariella vexata, 6656 nucleotides. RefSeq lists its product as uncharacterized. Lineage: Eukaryota; Fungi; Ascomycota; Sordariomycetes; Amphisphaeriales; Pseudomassariaceae. Gene Ontology annotation, cellular component: cytoplasm. The record is from RefSeq and is a predicted model, not a curated record. The transcript is spliced from 3 exons. Gene Ontology annotation, molecular function: phosphopantetheine binding; catalytic activity. Gene Ontology annotation, biological process: secondary metabolite biosynthetic process; amino acid activation for nonribosomal peptide biosynthetic process. Bases 304 to 6588 code for a protein of 2094 amino acids.